This is a messenger RNA of Sinocyclocheilus rhinocerous, 481 nucleotides long. Its product is annotated as cell migration-inducing and hyaluronan-binding protein-like. Lineage: Eukaryota; Metazoa; Chordata; Actinopteri; Cypriniformes; Cyprinidae. The transcript is spliced from 4 exons. The annotation marks the transcript as partial. The record is from RefSeq and is a predicted model, not a curated record.
AUGGACGAGACAGCAGCUGAGGCCGAAUGGACUGAAUGGUUUGACCGCGAUGACGAGAGGGGGUCAGGUGACUGGGAGAAACUGACCGACCUCCACAAAGCCUUUCCAGAGCGUCUGUGCAGUAACCCUCUUGAUAUUGAGGCUGAAACUCUUGACGGCAUCCCUGCCAACAUGACAGGAGAAGUCUUCUCCAAGUUUGACAGAAACUAUGGCUUUGUAUGCCUCAACAAAGAGCAGGUGGAUGGGAUUUGCCACAACUACCGCGUGCGUUUCCUGUGCGGCAAACUCGUGCGUCCACAGGCCUCCAUCUCCAUAGACACUUUGUCUAACUGCAGUAUUCUGGAGCUUGCGGACGAACCUCAGGGUUGGACAUUCAGCGACAGGAUUGUGGUGGCAAGCACAGAUUACUCCAUGCACCAGGCUGAGGAGUUCAGCAUCUUGCCUUGUCCUUCCUGCACGAGGAACCAGAUCAAAGUGGAAG